AUGUCUUCGUUGAAGAAUUAUCUUUGUAAUUUAAAUUUUUUUGCACCCGCUCCUGAUAGUAAUGAAAGAGAAGAUGAACAACAACGUCUUAGUAAUAUUAUUGCUACUCAAGUUUAUCUUAUUGUUCUUCUAAUAAGUUUAAUUUCAAUUGGUAUAUUUCUAUGGAUAAGUCCUAAUAUGACAACAGUUACAUUGAAAUAUUUAACAAAAGAACAAUUAAAAAGCCUUCCAAUUGGUAUACAAUGUCCUUGUUCUCGCAUAUCAAUAUCAUAUAGUGAAUUUACAUCAUUAGAUCCGAAUUAUCAUCAAAUAUGUUCAAGUGAUUUUAUUAGUGAUCGAUGGAUCAAUGCAAUCUAUACUGGUUCAAAUGUAACUUAUUUUAAUAUAAGAGAUUUUCGAAGUUUUUCUAGUGCUCAAUUUCAAGCAUUAGCUGCAUUUUGUCAUUUAUCAAAAUCUUAUGUACAACAGAUUUUAUCUGAAUAUGAUCUUCAAAUACAAAUUCAAUCAAUUAUUUAUCAAACUCAACAAAUAGUUUCUCAAACUUUUACAAAUCAACUAGAUUUAAUAAUUCGAAUGACAACAGGAAAUAAAAUUGUAUCGGGAUUACUAACAAAUUAUAUUAUAUCAUAUUAUAAUACAUUUCCUGAAUUACAGUCUAUUAUAUAUCAUCGUGACGAUGGUACAUUUUGUGAUUGUCAAAAUGAUUUUUAUUGUACAUCGAGUGCAGUAUUUGAUAAUACAUUUCGAGCACGAACACGAUAUAUAUCUAAUAAUACAAAAACAUUACCUGGAAUAGCAUCAGGUUGUUUACCUAUCAUUUCAAUACUUGAUUCAACACUUGAAUGUUUUUAUAAUCAAACAUGUUUAGACGAUAUUAUUUCUUAUUUUCCAACCAAUGAAAAAUUUUCAGCAUUAGUCAUUCAUAGUAAUAGUUCUUAUAAUCGAUAUACAAAAGUAAAAACAAUGUUAGAAAAUUUAAUGAUAGAACAAUGGAUAACAAAUAUAUCCUAUGAUAAAUAUUAUGAUCAAUGUGCACCUAUAUCAUGUACAUAUUCGAAAGAAGAACGACAUAAUUUAAUAUUUGUUAUAACUAAACUUAUUGGUCUUUUAAGUGGUUUAACACUAGUUCUUGGAUUAAUUAGUCCCAUCGUUGUUCGAUUUAUAAUGAAAAAAAUAAAUCAUGAACAAUCUCCAUCGAUUCCAAUUCGUAUUCGUUUGAAUCAAAUUAAAUCAAGUAUUAAAAAAGCCGUGAUUGAUUUGAAUCUUUUCAAACAUUAUCCAAGUAAUGAUCGACAAAUACGAUAUCAACGAUAUGCAACUCGACUUUAUCUUAUUUUAAUUGUUAUUUCAGUUGGAUCAUUAUCUGUAUAUCAUUUAAUUCGUAAAAGAAUUCAACGUAAAACUAUUCUAAAUCCAUCAUUAUCGAAAUAUUUAGAACUUUCUCAAAUAAAUUCUAUUGAUCUUUAUUGUCCAUGUACAUCGAUAUCGACAUCCUAUUCAACAUUGAUUAGUAUUGAAGUACAUUAUCAUCAAUUAUGUUCAAGUUAUUUAGUAUCGUCACGAUGGAUUGCUUAUAGUAAUUCGAUAUCGAGAAUAUUAGGUGAUCUUUAUGAUUAUCGAAAUCAUGCUGGUAAUCAAUUUCAAACAUUAUCAAUGUUUUGUGAACAAGCUCAACAAAUAAUGAACAAUUCACUUAGUAUUUUUCUUAAAACAAAUUUAUUUAGUUUACAAGUUAUUCGUAAAAAUCAACUUAAAAGUCAAUUGGAUUCAGCUAUUGAAGAUUGGAAAUCAUCUAAAAUAAAUCAAUUUAUUAGUACAAUCGAUUUAAUUCGUAAUACAACACAAGGAAAUCAAUUAAUGAAUCGUCUUAAUAUAUUUUUUCAAUUUCCGGAUGAUGUAAGAACAAUAUUAGAACCUCGAAUAUAUGGAGAUUGUAAUUGUGCAUUUUUUGCAAGUUUAUGUUCAACUCCAAUGGAAAUAUUUGCUUACAGUUAUAUUUUAUUAAUUGAAAAUUUUUAUGUUGGAUGUUAUUUAAUUGAUGCAUUACUUUUAUCAACAUUAGAAUGUUUUUAUAAUAAAAUAUUAAUUAUUUUUAUAAUUGGUAUUAUUGGUGAACUUUCAAUUGGAUUCAAAGUUUCAAUCUUACUUGUACUUCGAUUAACUGAAAAAUUCAUUAAUAAUUUCACUUUUAAAAUUUCAAUACGUUCUAUAAAACGUUUUCUUAUUGGUACUAAUGAAGAACAAAUAGCUCGACGAUUACAUUUGGUAUUAGUUUCAACGACAUUGAGUAUUCUUUAUAUAACUGUUGCUUUUAGUCCUCAAUUAACUUCAGUAGAGAUUAAGAAUCCAUCAUUAUCUAUUUAUGAAAAUCUAGUCGAACAAUAUUCGUAUAGUCUUCAAUGUUCUUGUUCACAAAUCUCAAUAACAUAUGGAUCAUUUAUUGAUAUUAAAUCUAGCUAUCAUCCAGCAUGUUCAAGAAAUUUUAUUGGUGAUUUAUGGAUGGCUGCUCUUAUCAUUCGAAAUAAUCCAUUUUAUCAAAAUGUUUCUAAAACUUAUAUUUAUUCUUCUGUUGGACAAUUAAAAGCACUUUCUACACUUUGUCAAUUAUCGAAGUCAACAGUUGAUCGAUCAAUUACACAAUUUCGAAAUAAUCAUAUGAUUAAUAUUCAAUUAUUAUCAUCAAAUGUUUUAUAUCAAAGAAUUCUAAUGAUUAUGAAUGAAAUGAAAACUACAAUGCCAAAAUUAUUUAUUAAUACAUUAUCAUUAAUUCGUCAAACAACAAAAGCAAAUAAAUUUUUAACUACAUUUGGUACGACUUGGUUAUUAGCUGAUUUAUAUAAUUCAACAAAUGGAGAUAUAAUUCAUACAAUACCAGUUGAAUAUGAUCUAUGUAAUUGUGGAUUAUCUUCACAAUGUUUUACAAAACUUUAUGGAGUUAUUAUAUCUUGUUAUAUACUUGAAGUUUUUACAAUCAACAUUUGA
Molecule: messenger RNA, 2982 nt
Organism: Rotaria sp. Silwood2
Lineage: Eukaryota; Metazoa; Rotifera; Eurotatoria; Philodinida; Philodinidae
Source: the annotation of a GenBank genome assembly